Molecule: messenger RNA, 1698 nt
Organism: Aspergillus ibericus CBS 121593
Lineage: Eukaryota; Fungi; Ascomycota; Eurotiomycetes; Eurotiales; Aspergillaceae
Product: fungal specific transcription factor domain-containing protein
Exons: 6
Coding region: 1-1698 (565 amino acids)
Biological process (GO): DNA-templated transcription
Molecular function (GO): DNA binding; zinc ion binding
Source: RefSeq, a predicted model, not a curated record
AUGUGCUCAGUCCCCAGCACUGGGAUGGCCUUCUUUUCAGAAAGUCGCAUCCGCUCCCUGACGAAUAUACUGGGUCAUAGUAAACUGCGAGACCUUAUCGAGGCUCUGGGGCAGACGAUCCACCAACAUGCGCAUGAGUCUGGGAUAAGGUUCCGGAAACCAGAUACGCCCCCCCAAGCUCCACCCCAAGAUACAGCUCGUUACAUUGCGGCAUAUUUCCAAAUGUUAGACCCGCUUUCACCAUUUCUCGACCGAGGUAAGUUUGAACAACAAGCUUUCGGGCCCCAGUUACCAGAGCUGCUCGUGAACAGUGCGGCAUUCAGCGCAUUGUAUCAUACGGUCUUGGCGUUAGGAUGCCAAUACGCCGAGGCGGGUUCCUUCGCCCCUCAUCAAGGAAAGGCGUGGGAAUACUUCCAAGUGGCAUUGGGUCUGUUUCCGGAGAUAUUGGUUCCUCCAGGAAGAUUGGUCAAUGUGCAGGUGCAUGAUGACAAUCUGCAUUCAACGUCUACUAACUUCCAGCAGGCCUUAACAGCUAUGGCACUAUUUGCCUCGAGCUUCUCUUGCAUUCAAAUUGGAGAAACCUUCAUCUCCGAGGCAGCCAGAAUGGUUCAAGUCCUAGGGUAUAACGCAGCCUACAUACGGACAGAGGAUGAAAAGGCAUGCCGUCGAGUGUUUUGGGCUAUCUAUUGGCAAGAGAAAGUGGCGUGCUUCUUCCGAGGGCGAGCUUCAACGAUGCCCGAGUAUGACAUAGGCUGCCCCGUGCCGAAUGCCCCUGAGGCUGUGACUGGUCAGCUGGACUGGCUAUUGACUACAGCGGGUCUGGGUCGGUUGAUGUCACGGAUGUAUGAAUGCCUUUUUUCUGUGAGUGCAGUCCAGAGGCACAAACAGGCACGGAUUGCGGCCAUCAAUUCGGUGUCCAGUGAGUUGGAAGCAUGGGCGUGCUCUCUGCCGCCUGCAUUUCAGCCAAGCCAACCUCUUCGGUCUUCGAAUUUCAACGAAGCCUAUUCGCUCGAGAUGGGACUUCAACUGCGGUUCGUCUAUCACGCUUUGAUGAUGUCUAUCUGUCGGCUUCGAAUCCAUCUUGUCGCCGAUCAAGAACCGGGCGAGUCAGACCAGGAGACUAAGCGCCGACUGAUGGAAACCGCGCGAGACAUUAUUUAUCAUUGCUGUCACAUUAAGCAAGAGGCCUAUGUGCCUGUCUGGGAGCUUGCAAUCGUUCCAAUAUCGGCACUCUUUGUCAUUUUCGACUUUGUGAUCCACAACCCGUUUCACAAGGAAACCAACACCAAUCUCGCAUUCUUAGAUAUCGCCGCCGGAUAUUUCAGCCGUUGGGAGAUUGCUAACAAAGGGUCACUACCGGCAUCGAACCCUGCUGAGUUGUCGCACAUCGCUCGCGAGUUUGUGCAGAAUGUCCGAGCCAAGUCGGAUACUUCACGUCUUCAAAGAUUAGACCAAACUGUACCCGCGACUCCUCAGGCAGCCCAUAAUGUAUCAAUUGUUGUCGAUCCGAGUCAGAUAGAAAAUGAGGCAUCUGUUGCCUUCACAGAUUACCUCCACGCAUCGUCAGCUCACCCAGAUAGUCUCUUCUAUCCUGAUGACCCACUACAGCCGAUAUUAGGAACGUCCAUGUUGCCAGCACCUGACCUGGCUUUCAUGUUUAAUGGUGGGAUAUGGAGUCCGCACUCGCCGGGAUUCUAA